Messenger RNA from Impatiens glandulifera, 525 nucleotides. RefSeq lists its product as uncharacterized. The record is from RefSeq and is a predicted model, not a curated record. Bases 1 to 525 code for a protein of 174 amino acids. The transcript has 3 exons. Lineage: Eukaryota; Viridiplantae; Streptophyta; Magnoliopsida; Ericales; Balsaminaceae.
AUGUCUUCAUCAAGCAAGUUAUCAUUGAUUAUUUUCUUUACCUUCUCCUUAUUCUUCAAUGGAAUCCUAGGUCAAUUAUUAACAUGCGAGGAUUUACCAGUCAACGUUUGCGCAUUCGCGGUGGCAUCCUCGGGUAAGAGGUGUUUAUUGGAGAAUUUUGAGAAUAAAGAUGGAAACUUAGACUACCAAUGUCGAUCGUCCGAGGUGGUGGCUCCGAUGAUGAUGGCUGAGCACAUCGAGACUGACUCAUGUAUCGCGGUUUGUGGGGUCGAUAGAAAAUCAGUUGGAAUCUCGUCUGAUUCAUUGAUGGAGCCUCAUUUCACUGCCAAACUAUGUUCUCCCGAAUGCUACACCGGUUGUCCAAAUAUUGUCGAACUUUACUUCAAUUUGGCCGCUGGUGAAGGUGUGUUUUUGCCGGACCUCUGCAUGAAGCAAAUAUCGAACCCUCACCGUGCCAUGAUCGAACUCCUUAGCUCUAGCGCAGCCGAGGUCGAGCGUUCAGCCCAUGCUCCUAUUUCCACUUAA